UCAAAGCAGCUGCAUGUCCCAAAAGCAACAAUGCAAACAACUGUAAGUAUAAAGUGCAUGGCACUGUUUUGUCACAGUCACGAUCAGGAAGAAAAUGCAAGCUAUCACCUGCUGCUGAGAGAAAAUUGGUCAGGGGGGUGAAGAGUCAACCGAGAACCACCAAAAAGCAGAUUUGCCAAGAAUUAGAAGCUGCUGGAACACAGGUGUCAGUGUCCAUGGUCAAGUGUGUUUUGCAUUGCCAUGGACUGAGAGGCUGCCGUGCAAGAAGGAAGUCCUUGCUCCAAAAGCGGCACCUUAAGGCUCGAUUGAAGUUUGCUGCUGAUCACAUGGACAAAGAUAAGACCUUCUGGAGGAAAGUUCUGUGGUCAGACGAAACAAAAAUCGAGCUGUUUGGGCACAAUGCCCAGCAAUAUGUUUGAAGGAGAAAAGACACACGUUCACUUUUAUUGCUCUGUAAUCCGAUCCGGUUGUUGUCCAGAGCACUGCUGUAACCAUAGUAAUGUACUGUAUAAUUCAUCAGUCUGCAGUGGUGAAAACAUGGAGCAGGACUGUAUUGCUGGUCUUUACCAAUCUUUGGGCAUAUCCGUUGGAGCAGAGUUUUCCAUCGAAGAUGUGAGUCUUCUCCACCGCAAAGUGUUUCAUGUUCCCUCCAACACCAAUGAAGCACAUUCAGCCAUGAAGAAGAUUGCAGGAGACGACAAUAGCUGGUCCUGUGUUGGUGAAAAUGUUCUGGAUGUUCUAUUAGAAAUGGAAAAAGAGAGGGAGAGGAAGGAAAUGCUAUACUGGGACCUGCAGCUACUCAACACUGGAAAUCUCAACACUUUUCAUCACAUGAUGGAUUCCCUGCAUGAGAGCACAGACCCCACUUCUUUGAAAAAUGCGUACAAGUCAGAUUCAGGAUUCUUAAAGAUGUGCAUGACUGAAGCGGACAGUCCUAAGAUGGGGGGACUGCUAGGGAAAAAAGAGCCCUGUGGGAGAGUGACAACUGUGAGAAGACUCGGGAAAGCAGCCAGGCAGUGCUGGGUUAGGUUGGCAUCAGAGGGUGUACAAAGCAUCCUACCCUUUCCCUGGCAGGGCCAAAGGUUCAGGGUCCGAGGUCAGGCAUGGGGGUGUAUCUCCCUGUCAGACAUCCUCCUCUUAGUGAAAGUGAAGUACGAUGUGGUGAUGUACUUGCUGUGUACAGAAAUGCUUCAGGAGCACCACACUGAAAGUGUCUGGGAGACGCUGCUGCCAUGGCAACAAGACAAGGAAGUGGAGAAGCUGGAGGAUCAUGCAGAAGAAGCUUUGGAGUCAGCUGACAUGCUCCGAUUGGCUGAACUUCCAGGAGCAUUCAGGAUAUACAAGGCCGAUCUGAGUGCAUCUUCUAGAAGCUGUGCUGAGUCCAAGAUACAGUCCUGGUCUGCUGUUUCAUUCCUGAAUGACUUACACACAUUUCGACAACAAGAGCAGGACACACUUGCAGUCCUGGGUGAGAGGCUGCAUGAGGAGAGCCUGCGGCUGCUGUGUCUGCGCAUCAGGUUGGCAACUCUUAAAGCUCAGAGAGAAAAAAAGUCUUACAGUGCUCUUCUAGCUGCCCGGCAGUCCUGGGAUUCAUGGCCUCAGGUGAACAGUCCAUGCAGGGCAGAGCAGGUCGCUUUGUGGCUGCACGAUGAAGAAGAAGAGGAGGACUUCACGACAGAACAGCAGUCCCAGCAGGUCGUGCUGCAGCUGCUGGUGCUGACUCAGGAGCAGGAGAGGAAGCACCUGGUCAGGUUGGUACACAGGAUCUCCCCAGAGGAUUUGCAGGGGCCAGGCUGCACAGAGCCUCCAAAAGAGGAGACUCAUAUGGAGGCUGCUUUCAGAAAUGGCUGUAUAAAAAGACUAAGGGAAAUUCAUGUUGACCUGCAGACAGGCAGCGACACACAAUCCCAGCCUGAAUUGCAGAUCCAAGGAGAAUGGUCCCAACUUCACUUAGAGGAUUGCACGAUGCUCCUCCUGACCCAUCUGAUGGAGCUUCAGGAGGUCCAAGCAUCUGCUUUACUACAAGCACUGAUGGAUAAGAAUGCUCAGCGUGUCCAAGCUCUGCGAGAAAGAUAUGAAUCUGAAAUCCAAGCACAGCGCUUCACCAACCUGCUCCACCUCCUUACUUCAGAUGCACCUCUUACUAUGCUGAUUCAAUAUCCAAACUUGAUUGAAAACAGCAACAGUGAGCAAAUCAUAGCUCAGUCACCUUUCACGGGACAAGUUGAGGUCCAAAACACCAAUGGUGGAUCAGCUGAAGUUCAGACCGACAAUUCGAUCAAAGGAGCCAGCAAUGAAGUCCAAAACGCAGAUGGGACUGACAAGCAGGAUGUCUGCUCAGGUUGUGGUGCAAUCAUGGAGGACCUGCCCUACUUGGAGAUCUUGUGUGUGUCGGAUGCAAAAAGUAACAUUCACGAGGGCCUCGCUGCAGAGGGAGGAGACCAGACAGAAGAAGAGGACAGUGAAACAAAGACUCCCCAGAGCUACGAGAAGCAAGGCUCUCUGAUCACUCUAGCUUGGAGCAAACCACCAGAGGAUGACACAGACUAUGAGGCAGAAGCUGCGAGUCAGGAUGCUGAGAGCAGUUUGACGACCCGAGUCCAGCCAGCACAAUGUAAGGAAACAGUUCAAGAGAAAGACAGAGAAGAUCUUAAACCCUCUGUGUUACACUCUGGUUCUCCUGGUCACUGUGAAGCUCAGACUGGAGAUGAGCAAAGCCGCACAGUAGAACAGUUAACCUUGAAUAAGAGACUAACAGCUGAUCAAGCAGACGAAGAAGAAGCUGCAUGUGAAUGUAACCUGCAAACACAAGCUUUGGUCACAGAGAGUCUGCAGGCCACAGAACAGUUUUUGGCUGAUUCCGCUGAAACCGACCCACAUGCUGAUGACCUCUGCUCUGGAGAAUCCAACGACACAGUGACUGAGGUGGAAACGUGUCCUACUUCAGCAGAGUCUGAGCUGUGGGACCUGACAGGGCCUGAACCUGAUCACCAUGAAGACCAGAAAUAUUCUCCAGAUGCAACAGUAGACUGCAAGAAGGAAGUGAGAGAAUCCACUUUAAUGGACAGAGAGCGAGUGAGAGAACCAGUGUCUGCAAUGGAGAGGGAGAGGACGAUGCGUAAUCUGGUGGACAUGCAAAGAAAGGUUGAACAGAAGCAGCAGAGAGACAGAGAGAGACAACUGCUGAGGGUUCAGGAGCGUCUGUCAAUCAUCCAGAACAGAAAGGCAGAGGAAGACCUGCUCGGCCUGAAACACACUGACAGAUUAAGACAUGUCACACAAGAUCUACCAAUGGAAGACAAGAACCAGCAAAAGACUGUUGUCAGAGAGCGACUGGAGCAGCUCAGAAGAGAGCGCUCUUAUAUCAUGCAGUCAAAAAGAGACAGGAAUACUGCAGGAUUUAAGGAACUCCUUGGUCCAGUUGCCCUCCAUAGCAGAGAAACAGAGGACGGAGAAGAUUGAGAAAACAGCAGCUUAUACUCGUUAUACUAAAUAAUAACUUCAUAAAUCCUGUACAACAUCCAACCAUAUACUACAACACAUGUAUGAUUUCCUACGCAUUUACAGUUUACUGAGCCACCAUUUUUUUC
Molecule: messenger RNA, 3590 nt
Organism: Acanthochromis polyacanthus (spiny chromis)
Lineage: Eukaryota; Metazoa; Chordata; Actinopteri; Pomacentridae
Exons: 20
Coding region: 400-3462 (1020 amino acids)
Source: RefSeq, a predicted model, not a curated record